GCCACACUUCCGGCGACCUGGACGCUGUCUCAACCGCUACGGUCAACAUGUCCUCUACGCAGACCAUGGAAAUACCUGCAGAGUUACAGAGCUUGUCAGCUUUUGUGGAUCAGCGUCAAGAAAUGCUUGCAACUGGUAACGAUGACAUUCGGCUGGCUGCGUUGAAAGCCACAAAGUUCUUGUAUGACCUUGCACUCAAGUCUGAGGCACAGUCUCGCGGGCACAUCGCCGAGCUGCUUUCGUCCUUCUCUCCUUCCCUUGCUCCUCAGACACGCUCUCAGACGGCCACAAGCAGUAAACGAAACACAGACGACAGUGCACAUUCUGCACAGAACGUACCGAUGUUACAGGAAACUCCCCUUUCCGAGCUCAUUGUUGAUGACAUGCACGAAGACCAAAUCUGGGCUCAGUUAGAGCUAAGGACGAAGAACGUCUGCGACAUCAUGGGGUAUGUCCUUGAAGGCGCGGUUGGAGGUGUAAAGAGCGAUGAUGAAGACGUUACGGAAGACGUUACGAGAGCUGUCCCAGGUGGCCGAACGCUCGCUAUUGACGAGGACAUCGAUAUGGACGGCUUGGAUGAUAUAAAGUCGGACAGCGAGGACGAUGGUGAGGAUGAAGGAGAAGUUACCAGUGACUCCGACAAGGAAGAUGGUGGGGAUGAGAAAGCCGAGGAAGAAGAGGAUUUAGGCGAAAAUAUCGUUGAGUUGCGGGACUCCUCGGAUGAAGAGAACAACCUUGAGAAAGGAUUCGGUUUGGGCCAACCUUCGCCACGCAGCCACUCGGCAGGGGGUGCGAGGAGCCAAAGCAAGUAUGCUGGACGCUCAGGACUAGAUGAUGGUUUCUUCAAUCUGGCAACAUUCAAUCGCGAGACAGAAGAAGCAGAGGCUAAAGAGGCUUCGAAGGGACGGUUGGGCCGCGACGACAGUGAAGAUGAAGGCGAGGACGAUGAACCUCUAGAUCUGUUUGCGCCAGUUAAUGAUCAACUUGAUAUUGAUGGGCAGGGUGGCGAGCCGAAUGAACCGCUGUACAAGGAUUUCUUCGAUCCUCCGCCUCGCCUUCCACCUUCAAAAAAUGGCGCCAAACAGCAGACGGGUAGAGUGCGCUUUCACGAGGAAGUACGAGUAAAGAAUAUCAAGGCGAAAGGCAAGAACCUACCGACGUCUAUGUUGUACGAAAUGGACGAUGAGGACGAGGACGACGAAGGGAGUGAGAAUGAAGAAGACAUCAUAGACGUAGAUUACGACGUCGAGGCUUGGGGAAAGGGAUUCGAAGGGUCGAUGCAGGGAUCUGAAAAUACUGAAGGGGAUGAGGAAGGAAGUACUAAUGAUGAAAGUGUUCUGGACGAGGACUCUGAUACAAAUGGGCAAGAAACGAUGGAACGAUUCAAAGACGAUCUGUUCGCUGAAGAAGAAGAGGAGCAGCAGCCAGAUAUGUCGACAUAUGAGAAGCGGAUGGCUGCCCUCAGAGAAGAGAUUGCUGCAUUGGAAGCUGAGAAUGUGGCAAAGAAGACCUGGACUCUCAUGGGCGAGGCAACCUCACGGACACGUCCGCAGAAUUCACUUUUGGAAGAGGAUCUUGAAUAUGAACGAGUGAUGAAGUCUGUCCCCGUCAUUACAGAGGACACAGUACGCAGCCUCGAAGAGCGCAUCAAAGCUAGGAUUCUGGAGAGCCAGUAUAAUGACGUGAUCAGGAAGCGACCAGCAGAUGACAAGCCCUUUCUUCCUUCCCGCUUCUUCGAGUUACAAGAUACCAAGUCGAAGCAGUCACUCGCUGAGAUCUACGAAGACGAGUACACUGCCACUCAAACGGGAGCAGCUGCUGGUGAAGACAGAGAUGGCAAACUCAGAAAAGAGCAGCAGGAGGUUGAGAAGCUUUGGGAAAGCAUCGCAGGCAAGCUCGAUGCUCUGUGUAAUGCGCACUUUACCCCGAAAGCGCCCAAAGCCACUAUAUCUACUGUGGGGAAUGUCGCUGCGGCUUCCAUGGAAUCGGCACUUCCAACGACCAUGUCGACGUCCUCCAUGCUUGCACCUGAGGAAGUAUUCGCUCCACCGACAUCCACCGAUUUCCACGCUCGUAGUGAGCUCACUCCUACUAAGAAGCGCGCGCUGCGUAACAAGCAGAAGAAAGCGAAGAAGCAGGCGCGCGAUGUACUGGAGAAGAGUGUUGAUAAGUUUGCGCAGUCGAAAAGAGUGGGAAGCGUCAAAAAACAAAAGGAAGCAGCGUUGAAGAGCGUUGUGAAGAGUGGGAAGGGCAUCACAGUGGUGGGCAAGAAGGCGAAAGAUGUUACAAGAAAAGGAGGCAAGGAAAGUCGGGUUAAGUCGUGACGGUAGGGCCUAUCAGUACUGUAGCCAGCCCAUAAUAUUUCAUUGUGCGCUAUUGUUCUCUUCUGCGCUUCAUGUCUCCUAGCAGCACAACGGAAUAUAGCCACGUGGGACGGGCGC
Laetiporus sulphureus 93-53 is the source of this 2441-nucleotide messenger RNA. Its product is annotated as Mpp10 protein. The coding region runs from base 48 to 2324 and encodes 758 amino acids. Gene Ontology annotation, cellular component: Mpp10 complex; sno(s)RNA-containing ribonucleoprotein complex; small-subunit processome. The transcript is spliced from 5 exons. Gene Ontology annotation, biological process: rRNA processing. NCBI's taxonomy places the organism in Eukaryota, Fungi, Basidiomycota, Agaricomycetes, Polyporales, Laetiporaceae. The record is from RefSeq and is a predicted model, not a curated record.